This is a messenger RNA of Theobroma umbraticum, 2096 nucleotides long. RefSeq names its product peptidyl-prolyl cis-trans isomerase FKBP62-like. The record is from RefSeq and is a predicted model, not a curated record. Gene Ontology annotation, molecular function: peptidyl-prolyl cis-trans isomerase activity; protein binding. NCBI's taxonomy places the organism in Eukaryota, Viridiplantae, Streptophyta, Magnoliopsida, Malvales, Malvaceae.
UUUUUGGAAGCCUCUAGAACCCACAGUCUCCUUCACUCUCUUCCAUAAAAGCCCUUUCUUUCGAGCCCUACCGUCUUCGCCUCUCAAAGCCCCUCUGUCAUUAGCGUUAGUUUCUGCUUUCUCACGCGAUCACGCAUUAACUCGCUCUCUGUAGAUUCUUAGAUUGAAAAUGGAUGAGGAUUUUGAUAUCCCGGUGGCGGAGGAUAUGAUGAACGAGGACAUGGAUGUUCCCGACGAGAGUCCCAUUUUGAAAGUCGGAGAAGAAAAGGAGAUCGGAAAGCAGGGCUUGAAGAAGAAGCUUGUUAAGAAAGGUGAAGGUUGGGAAACUCCUGAAAACGGUGACGAAGUUGAAGUUCAUUAUACGGGGACGUUGCUGGAUGGAACUCAGUUCGAUUCAAGCCGUGAUAGGGGGACUCCUUUCAAGUUCACUCUUGGUCAAGGACAAGUUAUUAAAGGAUGGGACCAAGGUAUUAAGACAAUGAAGAAAGGAGAAAAUGCUAUUUUUACCAUUCCUCCUGAGCUGGCAUAUGGUGCGUCUGGCUCACCACCAACCAUUCCUCCUAAUGCAACACUCCAAUUCGAUGUUGAAUUGCUAUCUUGGACAAGUGUCAGGGACAUUUGCAAAGAUGGUGGGAUAUUUAAGAAGAUACUUACUGAAGGGGACAAAUGGGAGAAUCCAAAGGACCCCGACGAAGUGCUGGUUAACUAUGAAGCUAAGCUUGAGGAUGGCACGGUGGUUGCAAAAGCUGAUGGUGUAGAGUUCACUGUUAAGGAGGGUCAUUUCUGUCCUGCAUUGGCAAGAGCUGUUAAGACAAUGAAGAAGGGAGAGAAGGUACUCCUUACAGUGAAGCCACAAUAUGGCUUUGGUGAGAAGGGGAAGCCAGCCACUGGUGCUGAAGGUGCAGUGCCUCCAAAUGCCAGUGUGCAGAUUACCUUGGAGUUGGUUUCAUGGAAAACUGUGACUGAGGUUACUGAUGACAAGAAGGUUAUAAAGAAGAUCUUGAAGGAAGGGGAGGGAUAUGAACGUCCAAAUGAGGGGGCUGUUGUCCAAGUGAAAUUGAUUGGGAAACUGCAAGAUGGUACUGUCUUCCUGAAGAAGGGUCACAAUGAAGGAGAAGAGUUGUUUGAGUUCAAGACAGAUGAAGAGCAAGUCAUUGACGGUCUUGAUAGAACUGUGAUGACGAUGAAGAAGGGUGAAGUAGCUCAGCUGACUAUUGCACCUGAGUAUGCUUUUGGGUCAUCUGAGUCACAGCAGGAUUUGGGUUUGGUGCCUCCUAACUCAACUGUGUACUAUGAAGUUGAGUUGGUAUCAUUUGUCAAGGGAAAAGAAUCAUGGGAUAUGAACACCCAAGAAAAGAUUGAAGCUGCUGGUAAAAAGAAGGAAGAAGGAAAUGUAUUGUUCAAAGCUGGCAAAUAUGUGAGAGCUUCUAAGAGAUAUGAGAAGGCUGUUAAGUGUAUUGAGUAUGAUUCUUCCUUUAGUGAAGAGGAGAAAAAGCAGGCUAAGGCAUUGAAGGUUGCCUGCAAUCUGAACAAUGCUGCUUGCCAGUUGAAGUUGAAGGAUUACAAGCAAGCUGAGAAGCUGUGCACCAAGGUUUUAGAAUUAGAAAGUGCAAAUGUGAAAGCUCUGUAUAGAAGGGCUCAAGCAUACAUCCAUCUGGCAGACUUGGAUUUGGCAGAGUUUGAUAUCAAGAAAGCUCUUGAGCUUGAUCCUGAUAAUAGGGAGGUUAAGCUUGAAUACAAGGUUUUGAAAGAGAAGAUUAAGGAGUACAAUAAGAAGGAAUCCAAAUUUUAUGGGAACAUGUUUGCCAAGAUGAAAAAAAUGGAGUCUAUUGAUUCCAGUGAAUCAGCAGCUAAGGAACCUGAACCGAUGAGCAUAGAUAGCAAGGCAUAGGUUGCCGGAGACCUUAAUAAUGACACGAAAAAGGUUUUUAUGGUUUAACUGCUUUUAGUUUAUCUGUAGGAUAACUUGCUUUUGGCACGGAAAGAACUUGAGAUGUAAUGGAUUCUUCUAUCUCAGGAUUGUUGACAUAAAAAACUGUGUUGCGGGUGAAUUAUUUUUCAAUAUAAGACUAAGGGUACUGCCCAAAGAUUGACAA